AGGGCGCAGCCGUGGAAACUCCCGAGGAAUCGAAGGGAAACGCAGUAAGCAGCAAGAUCCCAGAAAACGCCAGAACAAUUUUGCAAGUGAAUAGCACCGGGAAGGGAGAGGAAGUGGCGAGUAACGUGAUGAAAGCAAAGAAGAACGACAAAAAUGGGGGAGAAGGCAGAAUGGAAGAGCAUGGAGAGACCCCGCGACCCGAAAAAUUCUCUCUUCCGCCACAUGUCGCAGGUACGAAUGGUAUGGUCGGUGUGUCAAGGUGCCAGCAACCUCCAGAAACAGGUCCUUGCCGGGCAUCUUUCCUCAUGUGGGCGUACAAUGCCUCUUCAGGGACUUGUGUCACCUUCACCUACGGAGGCUGCUUGGGCAAUGAGAACAAUUUUAAGACUGAACACCAGUGUUCAGCGGCGUGUCCAGACGAAGUCCCCUGCCCGGAGGACGCAAGUAAAGUGUGUCGCGUGUCGGAGACGUCCUGCAGAAACGCCUCUUGCCCCGGGGACGAGCUCGCCGCCUGCCGUGUCACGCCAUGCACGUGCGACGUGUCCUUCGUGAGCGAGGACGGCGAGGAGGUCGACUGCCACAAGGCCGUCGACGCUGCAGACGGCCCUGAAGGUCGAGGGAGCGACAUCGACUUGGCAGACGGCAGCGGCGGGAUGAAGCCUACCGAAGCAUCUAGAGCUGGCGAUAGCGGCGACGGAGGAGCGAGAGAGAAGGACAACCUGGAGAGAGACAAGGCGAAGAACAAAGCCAUGGUGGACGAAGAAGAGGCGACUGAAAUACUGCCCGGCAACUGCAUAAUGAAUUAG
This is a messenger RNA of Penaeus vannamei (Pacific white shrimp), 806 nucleotides long. NCBI's taxonomy places the organism in Eukaryota, Metazoa, Arthropoda, Malacostraca, Decapoda, Penaeidae. The record is from RefSeq and is a predicted model, not a curated record.